Messenger RNA from Cuscuta campestris, 1117 nucleotides. Lineage: Eukaryota; Viridiplantae; Streptophyta; Magnoliopsida; Solanales; Convolvulaceae. The record is from the annotation of a GenBank genome assembly.
AACCACCUUAAAACCCUUGAGCUUUUACCUCCCUCCCCUCUCCUUUAAUUCGGCCAUCCCACCCACCAAAAACCAUCCCUCAUUUCCUUUCAUCCUAGCUAAUGCCCUACCAUCGUUCUUUCACUUCUAAGCUUCAACAUGUCUCACACUUCCCAAACUCUCACCAAGGAGGAUUUGGUUGCUUCAAAUGCUGAACUCAAAGCUCAACUUGAGUAUUUGGCUAAGCAAGUGGCUCAACUUACCAAGUUCAAGAUGAGCAUGGUAAAUACUCCAGAGGAAAGCAAGGAUGAACCCAAUGAUUUCAUAGACUGGUUAGAUACAAUUGAACACUUCUUUGACUUCAAAGAUAUUGAGGAUGACAAGAAGGUCAAGCUUAUAGCCUUGAAAUUCAGAGGCUAUGCUUCUACAUGGUGGACCAAUAUCACCACCAAAAGAAGAAGAGAAGGCAAAGCUGCCAUCAAAACAUGGACCAAGAUGAAGGCUCUUUUGAAGAAAAAGUUCAUACCCACUCACUACAUAAGGGAGAACUUUGCUAGGCUUCAAAACCUACGGCAAGGAAAUCGGUCCGUAGAAGAGUAUAACCGAGAGUUUGAAGAACUCUUGAUGCGAUGUAAUCUUCAAGAGAAUGACUUAAAAACCUCUGUGAGAUAUUUAUUUGGUUUAAACACCCAAAUAGCCAACACCGUGGAGCUGCAUGUUGGGAUUUUAAGCGCGGAAGGCAUGAACGAGUACAAGGAAGUGAGGACAUUUAUUCUAAGUGUCGAAUUCAUUCCUCGAGAACUGAGAGAAAGAAUGAUCGAAGGUUUUGAUACACGCAAGUUGAUGUUGGGAAACGAGGCUUGGAUAACGCAGCGGAAAACAAAAAUUUACAGUCCAAAACUCGAUUUUACCCAAAAACAACUUACGUAAAUUACUAGCUAUAGUAAGAAAUUUACCUUAACGGUGAAAACGAAGAACGGAGGAACGGUCGGGGAUGGUUUUGAGGAGAUGAACGUAGCGCCAAACGUAUGAAGCCUCCAACGUAUCCACACGAACUUGCUCCGGAGUCCAAGAUUAAACUUGUGCUAGCAAGUUUAAUAUAGGAUAGUAAAAACUAUAAUAAUACUACUUUGGGAGU